Messenger RNA from Macrosteles quadrilineatus (aster leafhopper), 2990 nucleotides. RefSeq names its product multiple coagulation factor deficiency protein 2 homolog. The transcript is spliced from 5 exons. NCBI's taxonomy places the organism in Eukaryota, Metazoa, Arthropoda, Insecta, Hemiptera, Cicadellidae. Gene Ontology annotation, molecular function: calcium ion binding. The record is from RefSeq and is a predicted model, not a curated record. The coding region runs from base 112 to 717 and encodes 201 amino acids.
GAUUCUGAUACUAGCUUUCGGUUUUUUUCCCUAAAGGAAUUUUGUUUAUGUCUUGUUGGCGUUUCUAGUUCUACAUUCUAUCUAUACCACCUUUAAAAAAAUAUCUGAAAUAUGCUUCAAAAUACAAUGGAACUCGUACAAAGCACGUUUCUUGUGUUUGCUGCAUUACUUGUUGUGAUUAAUCCUCAAAAAGUUCCUCCAGGAGUCAACCCAACAACUUACCAACAGCCACCUCCCCCUCCACCUCAACAACAACAACAGUACCAACCGCCACCUCCGCCGCCGCCAUCGUACCAGCAACAGCCAAUACAGAGUGCAGUACCUCUGGAGCAUCAUCAGGAGCGCCACCAUCACGACCAUCACUCCAGCCACGGCCAGCCUCAGCUACUCAAUACUGCCAACCUUGCAGAGGAGAGAGAGCACAUGCAAGAACAUUUGAAUGUGAACAUUGACACCAGUAAGAUGUCAGAGCAGGAAUUGCAGUUUCACUAUUUCAAGAUGCACGACGCCGACAACAACAACAAACUCGACGGUUGUGAGUUGAUCAAGUCUCUAAUCCAUUGGCACGAUGACCAAGGACAGGAGAAUGAAGAAAUUCCAGUUCUGACCGAUGAAGAAAUUGCACAAAAAGUUGACAAAUUACUGCAACUGAUGGAUUCCAAUUUUGACGGGUACAUUGAUUGGGUUGAGUUCCAGUUGAAUAAUUCACAAGAUUAAAAUCUAUUUUCCUUGUAUUAGUCUCUAAGUAGUUUUAACAAGUUUUGAACAAUUUUUAAUUUUAUGCUGAAGUAAAAUCUUGUACAUUCUUAACUUCAUUUGAGAUAUUUUCAUGUGAAGAAUUUUUAAGCUGAUACAAAUAAAUUUUAGUUGACUUAUUUCUUAGAAUUUGAAACCUGUGUGGCUGGUCAUAUUAAAAUUUUAAUUAGUCGAGACCACAUAGAUGGUACAUGGGGACCUACGCCAUGCAAGCAAACACAAGUUUAAAAUAUGAAAUCGUGAGGUACUACAGCAAAAGGAGAUUCAGUCAUGAAAAAAAGUUUACGUUAACAAUUUUCUUCGUAAUUAGCCUAUCAAUCUUUCUCAAGUUAUUUUCAUUUGCUCCUGUGUUACCAAAUGUAUAUGGGAAAUAAAGGCCCAUUGACACGCUAAUAGCGAUAUAAUAAUUGCGGCAUUUUUAUAAAUUCAAACUUAACUCAUCCCCUGUUAGACUUAGAAAUAAGAAGGAAGCAUUCCUUAUUUAGGUAUUUUGAAGUUUUUUGUGUGCAUCGUGGACCCCUCUUAUUUGGAGACCUUGGGCCUAGACUCUUGUUAAAAUUUAAAAUGUGACAAAUUUGUUUUACUAUCUGAAGUUCAAUACAAAACUUAAUGAAUACAUUUUCAACCCAUACUUUAUAUGUGGGUAGAAACUACUAAACUAUAAACAAUAAAUGAAACCAGCAAACAUGUAGAGCAGGCUGUGACUUGGUUCUUAACGUUUGGUGUUUCGCGGGUGGCCAUAUGCAUUUUAUACGUGACUUUGUGUGUGAGUAGUUUGGUUACUCCAAAUUAGGAAGUUGAGAAAUUAAAAAAUGAAAUAUCCUAGGAGGUAUGCCAAUUAAUUGUAAAAUUGUUUGUAUUGCUCAACUUAAAGACUGCAUCAAAACACUAACGACGGCACUGCUACGUAGUAGAUUUAUUUUAGAUUUGUUGACCAUGAUAGUAUGGAUCUUAAAAAAACUUCUCUGAUUGAAAUGAAUAAUGAAUUCCUAAACUCAAUUAGAUCAAUGUUAAUUUAUUAUAAUCUUUUGGUCUCAUUUUGGACUUUGGUAUCUCUUUGUGUUCAUCACUAAAAACAAGUAACAUUGAUAAAGGAUUAUUAAUUUGUGUUCCAACAGAAAUUUGUAAAGUAAAACUUCUGACUUGAAAUAGUUCAGAAUGUAAAAAAACUGGUUACUGUUAAGUGCUAAAAAUAAAACUAUUUAAAUCCAAAUUUAUUUUACUCCUACUUAUUUUUUACCACUAUUUAUUUUUUGUAUUUAACUUAAUUAAAAUGGUGUGUAAUAAUGAUAAUUAAGUUAGUGACACUAUAAAUCAUAAAAUUCUGUAAAGUGUCUUUACAACUUUCACCACUCUUGAUUUUCUUAACUUUUUUCUUCAAAUCGUUAACUGUUCUGAAAUGCUAGUUUUAGUUUACUAUGCCAAGUGUAUGGGACUUUACUGUAGCUAUUUUGGUGUACUAAAACCGUUUUAUUACUUCAGCUUUGAUAAACGAUCAUGGAAGUUUUAACUAUUUAUGUUAGUUAAUUGUUGUAUUCGAUAGUUUUAUUUUCUGUAUAAGAGAUAUAUAUUUUUAUAUUGCUAUUUUUUACGAGAGACUCUGAAGCUGCUAUGGACCAACCCAAUUAUAAAUUUAAAAUAAAAGAAUUAUGAUUUGAAGCUAAGUGAGAAUUUUGGUAGUUAAUUUGCUGAUUACUACUAAAAUCAUGGACAUUUUGAAAUAAAAUUACACUUAGGUUACCAAUUUUUAUUUUUUGAAACUGUGUUUAAAGUGUUUUUGAUCUAUUUGCCAAUAUAUAUUACAGUAUUUCCAAGUAAGUCUAAUAAUAAUUUUUUCUACCACAAUCUAACUGUGUUUAUUUUUAUUUUGAUGAAUUAAUUUGUAUUCAAACCAAAGAGCUUCUAUAAAAUAAUCUCUGAAUAUUGAAUCAAGUUAUUUUUUUUAAUGUUAAAGUUUCCCAUGUAAAAUGUGAUAGAUACAAAGGUUGUGGGUUUUCUAAGGUUUUGUAUGUAAUCUCAUUUGAUAAGAUUGAGUAUGAUUGUGUUAGUUAAGUAAAUUCAUGUCUUAUUUUAUGUGUUCAUUUGUAAAUAAUAGAUGUUUUAUUGUUUGUCGUUUGAAUGAUUUUUAUUUUUGUGUAAUGUUUUUAGUUGGUGAUUAAUAAAGAUAUUGUUUACUAUGUGUGAGUUUAGUCAUAAUACGGCAUUAAAAUGUUUAUAAACUAGUUUAACAUGUU